AUGCCAGUGACAAGACUACAUCUCAUCUGGGAAGAUGAAAUCUCCUCCUUGUCUGUAUCAGCCAUCUGGGGUGCUACAUCCAUUGUGUACAGAUGCAAACAGAAGGGGACUCAGAAGCCUUAUGCUCUCAAAGUGUUAAAGAAAACAGUGGACAAAAAAAUCGUAAGAACUGAGAUAGGAGUUCUUCUUCGCCUCUCACAUCCAAACAUUAUAAAACUCAAAGAGAUAUUUGAAACCCCUACGGAAAUCAGUCUGGUCCUGGAACUUGUCACAGGAGGAGAGCUGUUUGACAGGAUUGUGGAAAAGGGAUAUUACAGUGAACGAGAUGCUGCAGAUGCUGUUAAACAAAUCCUGGAGGCCGUUGCUUACCUCCAUGAAAAUGGGAUUGUCCAUCGUGAUCUCAAGCCAGAGAAUCUCCUCUAUGCAACUCCAGCCCCAGAUGCACCACUCAAAAUUGCUGAUUUUGGACUCUCCAAAAUUGUGGACCAUCAAGUGCUCAUGAAGACGGUGUGUGGAACCCCAGGGUAUUGCGCACCUGAAAUUCUUAGAGGCUGCGCCUACGGACCUGAGGUGGACAUGUGGUCUGUAGGGAUAAUCACCUACAUCCUACUUUGUGGAUUUGAACCAUUCUAUGAUGAAAGAGGCGACCAGUUCAUGUUCAGGAGAAUUCUGAAUUGUGAAUAUUACUUUAUCUCCCCCUGGUGGGAUGAAGUAUCUCUAAAUGCCAAGGACUUGGUCAGGAAAUUAAUUGUUUUGGAUCCUAAGAAACGGCUGACUACCUUCCAAGCUCUCCAGCACCCAUGGGUCACAGGCAAAGCAGCCAAUUUUGUACACAUGGAUACUGCUCAAAAGAAGCUCCAAGAAUUCAAUGCCCGACGCAAGCUUAAGGCAGCAGUGAAGGCCGUGGUGGCCUCCUCCCGGCUGGGCAGUGCCAGCAGUAGCCAUGGCAGCAUCCAGGAGAACCAGAAGGCCAGCCGAGAGCCAUCUCCAAUCCACGAUGGCAGUGAAGCUGUUGUUGAAGCUGUUCCAAAAGAGAAAGUUAAAAAAGCUGAAGAAGAAAAUCAAGAUGCUGAUACAAAGGAUGCUGAGGCCAACUUGAUGGUGCCCAAGGCACUAGAGGAUGGGACAGAGGUGGCUGACCCAGAAGUAAAGGAGGGUCCAGCAGAGGAGCAGCUGAACAUUGUGAAGGAAGCAGCAGACCCUAAAGAAGAGCAUGAAGAGCCUGCUCUGGGAUUUGGAGCUGAGCAGAAUGAUGUGGUCCUGCCAGAGCACUAAGCUGGCUUCCUUCCAAUCUGGAAGCCAACUCCCGGUACUUUAUACAUUUCGUUCUCCAGCAAGGAAGGUGUGGAAGCAUGACAUGCGCUAUAGUGAUUCUGUUUUUGAGGUGCAAAAAUAUAUAUAUAUAUAUCAGUUGGUAAUCCUAA
Messenger RNA from Myotis brandtii (Brandt's bat), 1424 nucleotides. It is a transcript of the gene CAMK4, whose product is annotated as calcium/calmodulin-dependent protein kinase IV. Bases 1 to 1275 code for a protein of 424 amino acids. The transcript has 11 exons. Gene Ontology annotation, biological process: protein phosphorylation. Gene Ontology annotation, molecular function: calcium/calmodulin-dependent protein kinase activity; calmodulin binding; ATP binding. NCBI's taxonomy places the organism in Eukaryota, Metazoa, Chordata, Mammalia, Chiroptera, Vespertilionidae. The record is from RefSeq and is a predicted model, not a curated record.